Messenger RNA from Notothenia coriiceps (black rockcod), 738 nucleotides. Its product is annotated as protein FAM53C-like. Gene Ontology annotation, biological process: protein import into nucleus. Gene Ontology annotation, cellular component: nucleus. NCBI's taxonomy places the organism in Eukaryota, Metazoa, Chordata, Actinopteri, Perciformes, Nototheniidae. The record is from RefSeq and is a predicted model, not a curated record. The annotation marks the transcript as partial. The transcript has a single exon.
CCUCCUCCCCCCCCUCCUCCUAAAAGGCACUGUCGCUCCCUCUCAGUACCUGAGGAUUUAUCUCGCUGUCGAUACACCUGGAGACCGAGCGCCUCAAGAGUCUGGACCCCCGUCAGCAGGACCCCCUGCCAUGGGGGCGGGGUUGGGGGCGGGCCUUAUUCGUCAGGGGGAGGAGCCUCUUCAUCAAUGGGAGGAGCCUGUCGUGCACCAAGCUCCUCCCUGAAUUCGUCCCUUCACUCCUCGUCUUCGCCCACCUUCUUCAGUCUGGCGUUAUCUCCGGACAGCCCGUUGCCAUGGAGCUUCCCGUGGGACCCCAGUGAAGCGGCGUCAGGGGGCGGAGCCUGUUGCUGCUUCUUCCCGUCAUCCUGUAGCUCCUCCCCCUCCCCUUUGAUCCCGCCCCCUCCCCCUCAGAGGCGUUUCUCCCUCUCCCCGGUGUUGAUCAGAGACUCUUUAGGGGGGGCAUCGUCGUCCACUUCGUCCUUUUUGCCGCCACACCCCCCUCCAAUUAGGCCACGCCCCCCCAGUGUGACAGCGGGAGGGGGCGGGGCUCUAAUAGGCGCCUCCCCUUCCUCGGCAUGCAGCACCCCCUCCUCCCUGAGGCGCUCCCUGCCCCCCCCCUUGCCUCGCUGCCACUCACAGCCCUGCGACCUCCUGCUGCUCAAACCCGGGCUAAAGAGGCGCCGCGACCCAGAGCGCCCCCCCGCACGCCCCCUGCUGGACUUCACCAAGAUGACACAG